AUGCGUUUGGGCCCCGGCGGUGUGUGGCGGGCUGCCUCCCUCGAAUCACUACGGGCUUGUGGCUGGAGAAUGAGUAAGCAGUCGCCGGACCCCGAAGGCCUGGAGCCGGGUGGCGUGGAGGAGCACACGCCCGCAGGCACUGGGGCCUCGGCCGCGAGCGCGUGGUGUUGGGGCCGGAGGGGGAGGGGAGUAUAUUUGAUCAUGGUGAAAGCACUGAAAGAGAAGAUUGAAUCUGAGAAAGGGAAAGAUGCCUUCCCAGUAGCAGGUCAAAAAUUAAUUUAUGCAGGUAAAAUCCUCAAUGAUGACACUGCUCUCAAAGAAUAUAAAAUUGAUGAGAAAAACUUUGUGGUGGUUAUGGUGACAAAACCCAAAGCAGUGACCACACCAGCACCAGCUACAACGCAGCAGUCGAGUCCUGCCAGCACCACCACUGUUAGUUCCUCCUCAGCAACAGCUGUGGCUCAGGCACCAACCCCUGCCCCUGCUUUGGCUCCCACUUCCAUACCUGCAUCCAUCUCUCCAGCAGUGACGACAGCGUCUUCUGAGCCUGCACCUGCUAGUGCAGCUCAGCAGGAGAAGCCUGCAGAGAAGCCCGCAGAGACACCAGUGACUAGCAGCCCUGCACCAACUGACAAUACAUCAGGAGAUUCUUCUCGGUCAAACCUUUUUGAAGAUGCAACAAGUGCCCUUGUGACAGGUCAGUCUUAUGAGAAUAUGGUAACUGAGAUCAUGUCUAUGGGCUAUGAACGAGAGCAAGUAAUUGCAGCCCUGAGAGCCAGUUUCAACAACCCUGACAGAGCAGUGGAGUAUCUUUUAAUGGGAAUCCCUGGAGAUAGAGAAAGUCAGGCUGUGGUUGACCCUCCACAAGCAACUAGUACUGGGACGCCUCAGUCCUCUGCGGUGGCUGCAGCUGCAGCAACUACAACAGCAGCUACUACAACAACAAGUUCUGGAGGACAUCCUCUUGAGUUUUUACGGAAUCAGCCUCAGUUUCAACAGAUGAGACAAAUUAUCCAACAGAAUCCUUCCCUGCUUCCAGCAUUGCUACAACAGAUAGGUCGAGAGAAUCCUCAAUUACUGCAGCAAAUUAGCCAACACCAGGAGCAUUUUAUUCAGAUGUUAAAUGAACCAGUUCAGGAAGCUGGUGGUCAAGGAGGAAGUGGCGGAGGUGGCAGUGGAGGAAUCGCUGAAGCUGGAAGUGGGCACAUGAACUACAUCCAAGUAACACCUCAGGAAAAAGAAGCUAUAGAAAGGUUAAAGGCAUUAGGAUUUCCUGAAGGACUUGUGAUACAAGCAUAUUUUGCUUGUGAGAAGAAUGAGAAUUUGGCUGCCAAUUUUCUUCUACAGCAGAACUUUGAUGAAGAUUGAAAGGGACUUUUUUGUAUCUCACACUUCACACCAGUGCAUUACACUAACUUUGUUCACUGGAUUGUCUGGGAUGACUUGGGUUCAUAUCCACAGUACUUGGUAUACGAUAGAUUGUUGGGGUGGGGUGGGAGGGAUCUAGGAUACAGGGCAGGGAUAAAUUACAGUGCAUGUCUGCUUCGAUUAGCAGAUGCCGCAAAUCCAUACAGUGUGUAAAAUAUACAACCAAAAAUCGGCUUUUGCAGGUCUUUAUUUCUUCUAUAAAACAGUAGGUGACUUUUCCUAGGUUUCACUCCUUUUAGUGUACUAGAUCCAGAAAUUUAGUGUAAUGCCCUGCUUUAUAUUUCUUGACCUAACAUUGGUUUCCAAACAAAUCCUUGCUACCUAGAAUUUAUAGUCUCUGUUUCAUGGCAACACUGGAUAACGGCUUUUUGAAACUGAAAAGAAUUUUGGAGCAACUGUAAACAGACAUGCCAAAUUAUCAAUGGUCAUUGUUGCUGCUUCACAUAAGUAUAAAAUUAAUGUGUAAGGAAGCCCAUUCUUUGACGUUAAAUACUUGGGGUGUGGGAAGGGAGAAGGCGAACUUUUUCUUAAAUCAGAAAUUAUACUACUAUUUUAAAAUUUCUUGAUCAUUGAAUGCGAGACCCUUCUAACAUGAUUUGGGAAGCUGUACAAGUAUAGGCAGAGUUAUUUUCUUGUUUACAUUUUUUGUUUUGGGGGGAAAAUUAGUAGGUGUCUAAUAACUGUUUGCUUCAUUGUUAUCUUGCAGUAAAAGAUUUAAAACAA
This is a messenger RNA of Fukomys damarensis (Damara mole-rat), 2151 nucleotides long. It is a transcript of the gene Rad23b, whose product is annotated as RAD23 homolog B, nucleotide excision repair protein. The coding region runs from base 1 to 1368 and encodes 455 amino acids. Gene Ontology annotation, biological process: nucleotide-excision repair; proteasome-mediated ubiquitin-dependent protein catabolic process. The transcript is spliced from 11 exons. Gene Ontology annotation, molecular function: damaged DNA binding; proteasome binding; ubiquitin binding. Gene Ontology annotation, cellular component: nucleoplasm; cytosol. The record is from RefSeq and is a predicted model, not a curated record. NCBI's taxonomy places the organism in Eukaryota, Metazoa, Chordata, Mammalia, Rodentia, Bathyergidae.